UCUUGUUUAAUGUUCUGAAGCACCUUCAAUAUUAGUGAUCAUGUAGUCGUCGAAGAAUAUUGUUGCCAAUUUCUGUCUAUUUUAUAAAUCAAAUAUAAGUAAACGAUUCACCUUUGGUAAGAUAAGUAUCUCAAAUACCGUGAAAGGAAAUUAUAAUAAGAAAAUGUUAAAUAAAGAUAUCAGCCUUAAUAAUAAAGACAGUGUUAAUAACGAUGGGCAGUUCAAAAAAAUCGAUUAUGAUGAAUUAUUAUCAAGUGCUGGGCAAUUCGGACGAUUCCAGGUUUUAUUGUUUCUUGCAAUGUUCCCAGCACACAUAUAUUCAUCAUUUUCAUACUUCUCACAACUUUUCAUGACUGAGGUUUCUCCAAACCACUGGUGCUGGAUUCCAGAACUUGAAAAUUUCACUGAAAUUGAACGAAGAAAUUUGGCUAUACCCGUGGAUGGUAAUUCACAAUAUGGAUAUUCGAGGUGUCAAUCGUACAUUGCGAAUUGGAGUGAGGUUCUAAGUUUAGGACAGAAGCCAAACGCAACCUGGCAAACUCAAUCUUGCCAACAUGGUUGGGAGUUCGAUAAAACGGAAAUUCCGUAUCCAACUAUAUCAAGUGAGCUUGGAUGGGUAUGUGAAAAAGAUAGUUAUCAGGCGACAGCUCAAGCAAUAUUUUUUAUCGGAUCGACCGUAGGUGGAUUUUUGAUUGGCUGGAUAUCUGACAAAUAUGGUAGGAUCCCAGCAUUGGUUACAAGUAAUUUAAUCAUUUUUAUUGGUGGUAUCCUAAGUGUAUUUGCUACAGAUUUAUUGCAAUUUUCUGCAUGUCGGUUUUUAGUUGGAAUGGGAUAUGAUAAUUGUGUAAUGAUGAUGUAUCUUCUUUUGGUAGAAUAUGUAGCACCUAAAUAUAGAACUAUAGUAGCGAAUUUACCAGGUGCAAUAUUUUACACUAUAGGUGUUACUGCAUUGCCGUGGAUAUGCUUAGCGUGUGGUCACUGGAAGACUAUUAGUAUAGCUACAAGUGUUCCUAUGUUAUUAGUCAUUUUAGCUCCAUUUGUAUUACCUGAGAGUCCAAGGUGGCUUCUUUCAAAGGGCCGUGUUAAUGAUACUAUAGAUAAAAUCAAAGCUAUCGGUAAAGUAAAUGGGAAAGAAGUUCCCCAAGAAAUUGUCGAUAAAUUUAUUAAAACAAUUGAAAAUAAAGAGAUACAAGAAACAUACAGUUGCAUGAUAAUUGUUAAACAUAAAGUUUUAAGAAAAUCUUUCAUAUGUAUGUGCAGCUUGUUUAUGUUGUGCAUGAUAAUAUUUGAUGCUUUAAUUAGAACUAUCGGCGCCCUAAAAUACGACUUUUUCUUGUCAUUUACAUUCGUGUCAUUUACUGAAUUCCCGUCGUUGCUUAUAAUUUCCUUCAUUUUAGAUUUAACUGGUAGAAAAUGGUUAACAAUCGUUGCAUUGAUACUUACUUGUAUUUUAAGCAUCUUAUCUACAUUUGUAGGCGAGGGUUUACCAUCUGUAAUGUGCAUUGUGCUCGCUCGAUUUUGUAUAAAUUUUGCUAUUAAUGCGUGUAUGCAAUGGACAACUGAGAUACUGCCGACCCCUGUUCGAGGUUCGGGUAGUUCGAUUGUCCAUAUUUGUAGCUAUGUUUCUAGCGUUGUAUCACCUUACAUUGUGUACCUACAAAAUUACGUUAUAUGGCUUCCUCACAUCAUUAUAGGAGGUAUAGCGUUAUUGGGGGUAAUUUGUGCUUUUAUGUUGCCAGAGACAGCAAACAAAGCAAUGCCACAUACGCUUAAAGAUGCUGAGGAUCUUGUUAAUAACCAAAUUAUGUUUGAUAUACCCUUUCUACGCAAAAAAUAAAGCUGAAAAAGAAGGUAAAACAAACCGGUCUUUUGAUAUGAAGUAGUUCUAUUACAUAACGAUAAAAUAUUAUUUUUUUCUCCCAAUUUGUAUAUGUUAAAAAGGGUUGAUGCAAUUAAUGAAGAAUAGAUUAUGUCUCACUUAUAAAAUUAAGUGAUAGACAUAUUUUAUGUUAUGUAUUUAACCAAUUAUCAUAUAGCUUAAUAAGCUCAAUCUAUGUGGAUUAUUUAUGAAGUACUGUGUAUUAUUUAAUUAUAAGAACAAUAAUUGUAAAAAAUCAUCAAAUAUUUGCAUAAAAAUUGUAGUGUUUAAUUGUGUUAUCAUGUCAUCAUAUUUGUCAUUAGUUUCUUAUCCUAUUUUCUAUACGAUGUAUCUUUGAGUAAACUUUGCUAUCAAUUUGCAUUGCGAUUUCUCAGCUCGAUACAGGUGUUUUCCAGUGUGACGUACUAAUGUUAGCAGGAAAAUUUAUUUGUUAUUUUCCAGCCAUAUACAAAUCUAUUAUUAAAUAUACUAAAAUGUAUUUCUCAUACAUAAUAAACAUUUGAAUAAUAGUUUUCACCAUUAUAAAAUGCUUUGUAUAAUUGUUAUUGCUUUGAAGAAAAAGAUAAAGAGACGCUCAAUAAAAAUCUUAACAAAAUUUAGAUUUUUAUAAUUACGAUUGUAACAGCAAACGAUACUUAUCCGUAUUUGAAAUAAAUAAACAAGUUUAUUUGAAAGAGCGUUGAAAUAUAAAUCGUCCUCAGAAAAUUCUAACGAGAUAUCUGCUUCCAUCCUCAGGUCAAGUUUCGAAUACUUUCAAGAAAAGUGACACUAAAUGUAACAACUACAACAUUGAAUUGUUAUACAUUGUAGUAAGUUUUGGCCUUAAGCUAGUUCCAAUAAUUAGAAGCUAGUCUAACUUUAAUAUUAUGGUCCGGUAAUAUUAAAAGAACCGCAGUCUUUAAUUGCAGAAGUUAUUGGUCUUAUGACGAUAAUAUUUUUCAACAUAACUUAAUAUGUCAAUAUUUUUACUCUAUGCAAUGGAUAACUGAAAUUCUACCGACACUUGUUAGAAGGAAUUAAAUCACCCUUAUUACAAAUAUUGUGUAUUGAAUAUCUACAAAAUAACAUUAUAUGAAAUGUUACUGAAGAAGUUAUUAAUUCGUUUUAAUAAUAACAAUAUCAUUAAAAAUGUUAACUCUUUAACUAACGUCGUUUUAAUGCAGGCAAGUUUAUAAACACUACGAAUAUUAUCACCUAUCAAACCCAUCCCAUCCAUCAAACUCAGUUCGCAACUAAAGUUGCUUUAACUACAAAAAACUAUAUCUUUUUCAUUUUUCCAAAAUAAAUAUGUAGAUUGAAUUUAAAGGGCGAAAAUACAUAUCUCCAACAGUAUUAGUUUUUUUCUCACUUUGGGACGAUUGUAAUUUUAGUCUUAAGUGACACAUACAAGAAGACGUUAUUGAUUUAUUAAAAUAAUCUAUUACUAUACGUCUAAAGGCGAGAACUUAGUCGAACAACGAAAUGAACACUUCGUGCAUAUUUGGAUCUACCAGCAUCUUUUACAUAUUAAAAGCACUCAUCAAGAUGCCGAAAGGAAGUUGCCGUAAGCUCAUCAAAGAUACUUUGAAGG
Messenger RNA from Pieris brassicae (large cabbage white), 3449 nucleotides. RefSeq names its product beta-alanine transporter-like. Gene Ontology annotation, cellular component: membrane. The coding region runs from base 164 to 1837 and encodes 557 amino acids. NCBI's taxonomy places the organism in Eukaryota, Metazoa, Arthropoda, Insecta, Lepidoptera, Pieridae. Gene Ontology annotation, molecular function: transmembrane transporter activity. Gene Ontology annotation, biological process: transmembrane transport. The transcript has a single exon. The record is from RefSeq and is a predicted model, not a curated record.